AUGCUAGACCUAGCCGAUACCAUUGACUUUGACAUUGAUGCUGUCAAUAACGUCGAAGAGACGGCGUAUCAGGAAGGCUACCAGCAAGGUUUUGAUCAUGGCGCGCUGCACGGCACUUUCGAAGGGCGCGAGCUUGGACGCAACAAGGGCUUCGAGCUAUGGGAGGAGGUUGGCUUUUAUCGAGGCAUGGCGGAUGUGUGGAGUCAAUGCCUGAGACAGGCCGACGCGGCCGGCCACAGCUCGCGGAAACAGACCAAGCAGAUCCAACACCUAGCUGGUCUAGAGAAACUCAUCUCAUUUUUCCCCAUGACCAAUGCGUCCUCUGAUCCAUCGCUUGACCUCGGGCAAAAAGCUGCUCCGGAUGAGGCUGCCAACGUCGACAUGGACAUGGACGCUGAUGCCGAUGCCGAUGCAUACGCCGAUGCGGAUACAGACACGGACGCGAGUAACGACGACGAGCUAGCCAAGCUCGACAUGUUGACGCUACUUGAGAAGAUCCGGGCCAAGUAUCGACUGACGUGCUCGGUGUUGGGCGUCGCACCACAGCGUCCAGCCUCUUUGGCGCGCAUCGGACAUGCUUCAAGUCAGGGCCAAGGACUGGAUGGCUCCAAGGCUGAUGCCAGGACGGUCCUCGUCGCCGGAAAACUUGUUGACCCGUCCCAGUUGAAAUACUAG
Messenger RNA from Mycosarcoma maydis (corn smut), 675 nucleotides. RefSeq lists its product as uncharacterized. Bases 1 to 675 code for a protein of 224 amino acids. The record is from RefSeq and is a predicted model, not a curated record. Lineage: Eukaryota; Fungi; Basidiomycota; Ustilaginomycetes; Ustilaginales. The transcript has a single exon.